AUGUUGGCUUGUAAAGCCAGAGGAAAUUUAAUUAAUGGUAGAAUAGAUUUUAAAAAAAAUCAUAACCAUGGAGUUGAACCUGAAAAUGUUGAGUACCAGCAGUGUGAAAAGUUUAAAGAUGAUUUAUGGUUGGAGACUGUGACAAUAGAAGAUUCAUUAAGGAUCAUAUGGGAUCAUGUUGCUUUACUGAACCUUGAAGCUGCUAUAAUCUUGCGUUUUGCAUCAAUUGAAAGGCAAAUGAGUCGAUGGCAUCGACAAAACCAUUCACAAAAUCCAAAUUCACUAUUGCAUUAUGAUGAGUUAAUAAAUAUGGAACAGUGGCAAAGAUACCGAGUAUAUAACAAUGGUGAGAUACAUGUGCAUACAAUUGUUGUGGAUGAAACAAGAUCAGUCACAAUUUUUGGUGACAUACAAUUACUGAUCAAACAUACAUCUAGCCUUUUACAGAAAAUUACUUGGGUUGGAUCUUUUCCAGCAAAUGAUAUUGAACAAUCAUUCAAUUGGAUAAUUCGUAAUACUGCACCAGAUACACUUGCUUUUUUUGGAAAUGAUUUUUUCGAUUACUAUCGUAAUUAUUGGUUAAAUCGAGUAGACAGAUUUUUGGUUCAUAAUCAAAUAUAUCGUACAAGUAAUUUCAUCGAAGCUUAUCAUCGAGUUUUAAGCAUUCGCUUUGGUAUUCAUCCUGGUUUAUGGGCAUUUACUGUAAGACGUACUGUUCGUCAAGAAUAUAUUAAUCGUGUUCAAGUAAUUCAGCGAAUGUGGGAAUUAUGUGGAAAUGGAUCCCUUAACAUGGCACGUUUUUUCUCAUGCACCAAUCAUGUGUCAGCAUCAUUUGGAAACGAUAUAUUAUUCAAUGAUCCUGACCAAGUUAACUUGUUUUUAACUCUUGCUGUGCAUAAUAGAGAUAUUAAAAAUUUUGCACAUACACUAAUAAUGAUAAAAACAUAUAUUUUUUUUCAAGCUAUUCAACCACAAAAUAUUGAUGAUCAAGUCGUUAUCAUCCCUGAGCUGGAUGAUCAAUUACCCAUUCCAAUAUUCCGAAGAGAUAUUAAUAGAGAAGAAAAUCUUCAAAUUUAUAUUCUUGGAAAUAUUGCACUUUCUUUGUGCCCACGCUGCAAUCAUUCAAUACUAAAUGUUGUUUCUUUGCCAUGUCGUCAUUGGUUUGCUUGCACAACAUGUACAACUGCUCUGGCCUUGGAAGCAUUUGGCCCUCCUCGUGCACAGAUAUUUUGAACGUUUGUAAUAACGAGU
This is a messenger RNA of Aphidius gifuensis, 1251 nucleotides long. RefSeq lists its product as uncharacterized. The transcript is spliced from 6 exons. The record is from RefSeq and is a predicted model, not a curated record. Lineage: Eukaryota; Metazoa; Arthropoda; Insecta; Hymenoptera; Braconidae. The coding region runs from base 1 to 1233 and encodes 410 amino acids.